GUGGUCGUUUCGAGGCAGACUUGAUAAUUUUGCAUACCAAGACGCACUGGUGUCAAAUGCACGAUUAAAGUUUGAGACAGUUACAGUGGUGAUUGGACAAGUAUGAGUCAUUUAACACCGAGUGAGCGAGAGAGUUAUACAAAGUUCUUUCUUGGUGUCGAUGCUAAUGGGGACGGCUACCUCAACAAAAUAGAAUUCAAAUGUCUCUGUGAAAAGCUUGGAUUUCGACUUAAACCCUCAAAGCUAAUAGAGAUGUUUCACGGUGUGGAUACAGACAAUAACGAUAAAAUAACGCUGGAUGAAUUUCUCGCAACCAUGCCUGGGAUAUCACCGGUCGAUAGAGAGUGUGCCAACAUACGACAGAUGUUCGUGGCAGCGGACAUCAACCAAGAUGGCGUUUUGAGCAGCCAGGAGCUACGCGGAGCUCUGUGCUCAGUAGGUUCGGCACUACAGCAAAGUGACAUAGAUGCCUUGCUAGCUCGUCUGGACAAGGACAGAGACGGGAAACUCAACUACGAACAGUUUCUUGAACAUUUGGCAAACAGAGGAAAUGAUGCGUGUUAA
Messenger RNA from Haliotis rufescens (red abalone), 564 nucleotides. Its product is annotated as calmodulin-like protein 5. The transcript is spliced from 3 exons. NCBI's taxonomy places the organism in Eukaryota, Metazoa, Mollusca, Gastropoda, Lepetellida, Haliotidae. The record is from RefSeq and is a predicted model, not a curated record. The coding region runs from base 103 to 564 and encodes 153 amino acids. Gene Ontology annotation, molecular function: calcium ion binding.